Molecule: messenger RNA, 423 nt
Organism: Kickxella alabastrina
Lineage: Eukaryota; Fungi; Kickxellomycota; Kickxellomycetes; Kickxellales; Kickxellaceae
Exons: 2
Coding region: 1-423 (140 amino acids)
Source: RefSeq, a predicted model, not a curated record
AUGUGUGGACUGGGCGUGAAUCUCAUGAAGAGCCUAGGCAUUUGGAGCAGUGCUGUGAAUAUGGGCGUUGAUGCUGUGGUUGUGUUGUAUUACGUGGUUAUUGGUGAGGGGGACGACGCGCACUGUCGCGCAUGCAGAAAACUUGCGCAGCUGUUACAGGAGCACAAUAUUCGCAUGGAGGACAUCAGCAGUGAGCACCUGUGGUUCAGCGCACGGACAGGCGCCGAGAUGCUUGUCUUGGCUGGUAAUGAUAAGGGCGUCGCCGGUUUUGGCGAUGUUUGGCAGGUUGUAAACCACUCGGGACCGCACGGUACUGCCAUUGACUGCAAGUUUACGGAGGUGCUGAAGCCGGUGCCUGCUGUGGAUAUCUUGUUUUAUUAUCUCAGGAUCAAGCCAUUGAUUGAGCCAACACGCCCACUGUGA